Messenger RNA from Marchantia polymorpha subsp. ruderalis, 1178 nucleotides. The record is from the annotation of a GenBank genome assembly. Lineage: Eukaryota; Viridiplantae; Streptophyta; Marchantiopsida; Marchantiales; Marchantiaceae.
CUCAAAAGUGGACAUAACUACGUGGCAUUCAUGCCACGUCGUAAGCUUAACCCCAGGCCGAACAGGAAAUAUCUCCCUCGGUACUUUCAGUGCUUCACCUCAUUCAUCCAUCAAAAUGACAUGGACGGAUGGAUGAUAAGUACUUCUGUUAGACAGAAGCUCAGAACCUUCCGGUGUCAGCACAUCUAUUGCAGGCAGAUCUGCAAGUCAUCCAGAUCCACGGCUGCGAAGGCUUGCCAGGCCACAAGUUCUACGGCACCUUCUACUUCCUCCUCCUUCUCCUCAUCAUUCCGCACAACCUUGUCAAACGCUGUAACAGAGAACGUUCCUGUAACGAACCCAGCUUCCCACGUCGCGCUUCUUCUCCCGCGCUCGCCACCGGCUGAAGCGUCCGGAUCCUCUCGCUUCGAGAACGUUUGACCGGAACCCGAGCACGGCGACGGAGAGUGACCGGCUGAAUCCAUGAAUGAUGGGGCCCCCGCUCCGGUCGAGGAAGCAAAGUUUCGGCCGAAAGGUCGCGCGGGUGGAUUCAAGAAGAUUCGGGACCGCACGGACCUGGGUCCGUUUCUCGUGCAGCGCAUCUGGAACGAAUCAAUGCAUCAAUCAAUGACGGACUGAAUCAAGAGAGCAAGUCGCCAACGGCAGGCCCGUGCCAAUGGGCCGAUGGCACUCCUCGUCGUCGUACCACUUGAAUCCCCGUCCUCAUGAUUCGCAUCGAGAUUAUAGUCAGUCAUUGCCUGCCCCGCCUGCCAGCCCGCCUGCCCGCCUGCCGGCGUUAUAGACAUGAUCUCGAGCAGCGGCAUCGGGCUCGCUCGCCUUGGCUUGUCUUUCCGAGACGGCCUUUAGCUGAAGCUCGAUACGCCUUCGUCGUUUGCGUGAAUGGAUGCCGAUGCCGACGAUGCGGAUAUAGAUGGGCAUGUUGAGGCCGAUCCUCCAUCAUUGAAGUCAACACAUCUCGACCGCCGCGAGGGCAGCGGAGCGGAGAGUUCUCUCUCCUUCGGCCUUCACGCCACCCCCCGCCCGGAGUGCCACGGGCGGAUGCUCGUCGCGCCACAGAUGCAUGUCACCAAUGACGCAGCAUGUAGGCGCCACCGUGGCGCGGUGUGCUGUCGUGUGUGUGAUGCCAUGAGCUCCCAUGCCAUGCCAUGCGCUUUUAACUCGGGUCGCAUCUCCCCCGC